UUUAAUGCACACCGGCAAAAAGGGAGAGGAUUGAAUGUUCCAAUCUUCUCUUCGAAGAAACAAAUUUGAAACUAAUUAUGGGAUCUAAAAGAGACCUUAAGGCAGGCACCGUUCUUCUGACGCCAUUACUUGGAUUAACAUCGAGAAAAAGCGAGAAUGAUUCUUCGAACUCACUACAUAAUUCCAUGCCAUCGAUUUGCUAUCUUCCUUCGCGAUCGUCGAAGAAUUUGUUGGGGUUGGAAAGAGAGAGCGUUGAAAAUGCCACAGUGUCAUUACAUCAGGCGGCUCGAGAUGGGAAACGGGAACUUGUAGAUAGAAGGCUUGAAAUAUUAGGUAAAGGAAACAAGAAGAUCAACAAAAAAGACCAGGAUAACACAACUGCACUGCAUUAUGCUGUCCGCUACAAUCACCUUCAAAUUGUUAAGUUGUUAAUGGAAUAUGGUGCAGAUGUUGAAGCAAAGGGAGAAGAUGAUGCCACACCCCUUCACUAUGCAGCCAGGUUUCGACCAGUCCCCAGAAUGAAUGGAGGUACUCCAAGACUAACACCCCAAGUUACACCAAGUCCUAGUAUGGAGAACAUGAUUGACGUCGGCUUGACUCUGAAGAGAGAUGACAAGAAAAAGGAUGGAGGCAAUGGUAGCCUCAACAAGGGUGCAAAGGACAGAUUGCUGGGCUCAUUGAAUAGACACAGGGAGACAAUUGGAAAUAAACUGUUUAGCAAAGAUCACUUGACUGUAGAAAAGAAGAAUUCUCUGCCAAAAGAUAUGCCAAUUGUACCACAGGGGGUAGAGACUAUGAUUAUGUAUUUACUGUCGCGAAAGGCCAAUAUUAAUGCACAGGACAGCUACGGUUCCACUCCUUUGCAUUAUGCAGUUAAUAAAGGUAAUCCUGAUGCAGUUAAGGAGCUGCUGGCAGACCCAGGUAUUGAUAUUGAGGCAAAAGAUAAGACGAUGAUGACUCCCCUGCAUGUGGCGUCCAGUAAAGGAUCUCUCGCUGUUGCUAAAUGUCUGAUUAAUGCUGGGGCUGACUUGAGAAGCUUGGAUGAAGAGCAGAUGACACCUUUGCAUUUUGCGUGCAUGGAAGGGAGUCUUGAGGUUGCACAAUUGCUGUUUGAGACAGCCGAGGAGAAAGGCGGUUGGGCCUUAGUAUCUAAAAUGGUCACCGCUCAGGAUCGUGAGGAACAAACUCCACUUCAUCUCGCUGUGGAGGACGGUGAUCUGAACCUGGCGAAGCUCUGCUUGGACAAGGGAGCAAACGUGAAUGCACUCAAGGUGAACAUGAGUACUCCUCUGCACCUGGCCGCUACAGGGGGAGACUUAGACAUCGUCAAGAUGUUGAUAGAACAUGAUGCUAACAUAGAAGCAAAGAAUUCCGCGCAGGAGACUCCGCUGCACAGAGCAGCUUUGUUUAACAGGGUGGAUAUAGUGGAUUAUCUUUUGAGCAGGGGUGCCUUCAUUGAAUGUCGAGACAAAGACAAAGAUACGCCUUUACUGAUAGCAGCGAGUAAGAAUCAUUUGGGAACAAUUAAAACGUUGUUGAAUCAUGGCGCAGAUAUCGGAGCAAAAGACAGUAAUGAUGAAACUCCAAUAUAUAGAGCGGCCUCUGAGGGAUGUAUUGAGGCACUUGAAUUUCUUCUCAAGGAUCGCAAAGGCAAAACGCUGGCUGAGGAAUACGACAAAUAUGAGAACACACCCUUGCAUGUUGCUGCCAAAAAGGGUUAUGUUAGGAUUGUUCAACUUCUGAUCGAUAAUGGUUGUUGUAUCGACAGUAAGAAUGACGGAUCAUUAACACCGCUUCACCUCGCAGCAAAGUUUGGGCGAAUAAGAACCGUUUGUGCUCUUUUGAAGAAAGAUAUGUCGAUUAUAAACGAUGAAGAUGAUGCCUCAAACACUCCGCUGCACCUGGCUGCAUUACACGGAUAUGACAAAGUGGCUAAGGAACUGAUCGAUAGAGGAGCCGCUAUUGACGCCAGGAACGCUAAUCUUUGGACUCCGUUGGAUUGCGCAGCCGCGAAAGGUUCGGUAGACGCGGCUACUGUACUGUUAGAUGAGAACUGUCCUGUGGACCCGACAGACAAGGCGAAGACCACACCACUUCACCUGGCGGCUCGUGAAGGUCACGUGGAUAUGGUUAAACUUCUGUUGUCCAGGAAGGCCAACAUCACUUUGACAGACAGCGCUGGGCGCAACUGUCUGGAUAUAGCUAUCGAGAAUAACCACAAGGAAGUGGCACUCGUUAUUAUCCAGCACAACGAUUGGAAGCAAGCCAUGCGCAAUAGGACCAAAGAUGGCACAACUAUUAACACGCCGAUGAGGAAGCUUAUAAAGAAGUUACCUGAGGUUGCAGAGAAAGUGUUCAAUAGAUGCGUCAAACCAAAUGGGCUUCCUGUGGAUCAUCCGCAGUACGCCAUAACUUUAAACUAUGAGUUUCUUGAUGACGUAAGCCUCGAGUGGGCGGGAUUUUUGACGCCAGAGUCAUCUGACCACGAGGGGUCUGGUGUAGACGCAGUGAUGGACAAGAUUAAAUCGGCAUUGCCCGAGAAUGUUAGCAAACAAGUGGAAAUAAAAAGUAAUCAUCCUCUGAUGCUAAUGGUCACCAAAGAACGGGUCAAACUGCUUAGUCAUCCUUUAGUCACGUACCUAUUGCGUUACAAGUGGCGCAGCUUCGGUCGCUAUGUGUAUUACGGCCGUCUCAUUCUGUACGGGAUUUUCCUGUUUUUCCUGACUGGUUAUGCCAUGCUUACAACAAAGAGUCUACCCAUCACACUUUGCAACGAGACUCAGUGCACGUGCAACGUGACGUUCGCAACAAAAACGGCAAGUACAGGCAGCGAGAUUAUGUGGAGAAAGCUUGGUCGUCCGAUGAUUCUCGUCACAACGUCUAUAAGUUUGUUACUAGAGAUCAUUCGGUUCUGUUACAUGUGGAGACUGUACAUACAAUGGAACAGACUGGUAGAAGUGUUAGCUUACAUCUUCUCGAUGAUGUAUAUCGUGGAUGACUUUAGAUUAGACGGAACAAGCUUUACAAUUCUUGAGGGGUCAAGGUGUUUCGUGUGGCAUAGCAGUUUUGGUGCAACGGCUGUUUCUCUGUCCUGGAUUGGACUUGUUCUUUUCAUGCGCAAGUUUCCCAAACUUGGAAUAUACGUGGUGAUGUUCACUGAUAUUUUUAAGACUUUUGCUCAGUUCUUUGUAGUCUGCUUUUUGUUCAUCGUGGCUUUUGGGUUAGGAUUCCACAUCCUUCUCUUCAAUCAGGUGCCCUACUCUACACCAGGCCGAGCCAUGCUCAAGACAACAAUGGGAAUGUUAGGGGAAUAUGAAUAUGAUACAGUUUAUAAUGAUAACGAUGUGCCGCCGGUCACGUGGGCAUUGUAUUUGUCAUUUCUCGUCAUUAACUGUCUUAUCAUCAUGAAUUUACUGGUCGGUUUAGCCGUAGAUGACAUCAAGGGGGUCCAAGAAAAAGCAGUUCUAAAGAGAUUAGCAAUGCAGGUCGAUCUUGCUUUAGAUGUGGAGAAGGCCCUUCCGGCCAUUUUUAGACAGAGGUUUGCCACAACUCAGGAAGAUGUUUAUCCUAAUUCAAACAAGUAUUGGACUAUUUGGUCGUUUUGGAAUCAAACCGUUAGUCCUGCCAGAGCAAUUUACGAGGCUAUGAACCCCGAGAAGACACCAAUAGAGAAGCUCCAGAACCACCAGGAAGCGUUGAAAGAAGAAGUAAUGACCGUCAAAGCGAAACUGAAAACUGUCCUUGAUCACACAACACAACUAGAGGCCAUGAUGAAAGCACUCAUGAAGCACCACGCCAUAUCUGUGGAGGAGGAGGAAGAGGGCGAGGAUGACGACUAGAAGUACGCAAUGACUGCUGGGAAAGCGCUUCGUUAGAAAAGUCUUUCAGUAUGAGUGUGUGUGUUAUUAGAAAUUUCAACGCCUUUCCUGUAAGGUAGCGAGUAUUUUGCACACUUGCUUAAGUGAAUUAGGGUAACCCCCAUUGCCUUUUAGGGUAUCAUGGCUCCCACAGGCCAUGAGUUAUGCUUUAGUAAGAUUUCUUUUAGUCAGGGAAAAGUAGUAGCGGAAAUUUAUUUUGGGACGGGGAAUAUAAAAAUUUGACGACAUGUCAAGGAAAAUUCAUAGGUCCAUAAUUCAUCUCUUUUUCCUACCUUCUUGAAUUUGUGGAGGUCUUGCUCCAAAUACGUUAUUUUGAUUGGUUGAAAAUUUAUCCUUUUGAGAAGUAGGUACUUAAAAUAUAUAGGACUAGAAGCUAGGGGUUGGGAAAUGUUAUUUUUAUCAGGGAACAUUUUUCAUAAAUAAUGAUUUUGGUGACUAGACUUUAGGUUUCUCCAUCCAUGUGCGUCCUCUGUUCUUCAUUCUCCCUCGAGUAAAUGUCCUCAUCAAUAAACGCAUACACUCUCAAUUCGCAAAAUAAGUUUCAUUAAUAUAUACCCAUUUUUUUUCUAUAAUAUUCAAUUCCCAUACUGCAUUACUAGCAAAUAUUAUUUAUGAUACAUCGAGUUUCAAAAUUACGUGGAGUUGACAAGUAGUUUCAUUUUUAAAAUCAUCCGAGGGAAGGGAAACCAAAACACAAUACCAUAUGGACUAAAAGGAGAAUUAUGCUACAGGAAUUAUUUGUAUUUGACCUUCGCUUUUAAAUAGUGUACCUGAGAUUACGGUAAGGACUGCGUUUUGAGAUUCCACAAAGAGACUUAACCUUCAGAAAGAGAAGGAGUAACUCUUUACCUAUAAUUGAUGAUUAUGGUGAUAGAAAUGACGUAGUUUCUGGAGCACACUUCUCUUUUAACUGCAAGGAAACAUGUGGUUAAAAAUUAGUCUUACUAACAAUUUUCAGUUUUCACUCUGGGCCUUUGAAGCCACUGUGCUAAGGCUUCGUUUAAGACAGUUAAGUUUUGCCUUUUGUACUAUGGUAAAGUGAUGACGCGUAAUCUUAAAUAACAAGUUGUGUAUUGGCUGUAGUUCCCUAUUUAUGUUAUCUACUUAAAACAACGUAACAAAAAGAGCUAAAAUGAGAAGAAAAAUGGAUUCAAGAGGGGCACGAUCGAUCUCAAUUUGAUGCGAAUAUUUAUCUGCAAUGUAUUUGGGUUGUACCUCCUUAUUAUUUAUAUAAUUUACGAGCAGAUGGGCGGUGUAUAUUUUCAAGAUUUAACAAUAUUUUUCAAGCUUUGUUAUUUAUAAGCAAUGGUUAUUUUGGCCAAACAAGGAAUAUAGAGUAACUAACAUAGUUAUUUACAUUGGACGCAAAUUGAAUCCCUAUGAAAUUUUUACGUUAAGGGAAAGCUGGAAUAAACGAAAAUGUGGAAAGUG
Messenger RNA from Pocillopora damicornis (cauliflower coral), 5309 nucleotides. Its product is annotated as transient receptor potential cation channel subfamily A member 1 homolog. Gene Ontology annotation, molecular function: protein binding; monoatomic ion channel activity. Gene Ontology annotation, cellular component: membrane; transmembrane transporter complex. Gene Ontology annotation, biological process: monoatomic ion transmembrane transport. NCBI's taxonomy places the organism in Eukaryota, Metazoa, Cnidaria, Anthozoa, Scleractinia, Pocilloporidae. The record is from RefSeq and is a predicted model, not a curated record.